Messenger RNA from Closterium sp. Yama58-4, 2361 nucleotides. The record is from the annotation of a GenBank genome assembly. NCBI's taxonomy places the organism in Eukaryota, Viridiplantae, Streptophyta, Zygnematophyceae, Desmidiales, Closteriaceae.
AUGCCGCGCAUCUUCCCCUUCCUCUGCUCCUGCGAGGACGAGCACGGGGUGCUGGACGAGGGCAUUGCGCGCUGCCAGCUCGCCAGCGAUUUCCUCAUAGCCCUCGCCUACUUCUCCAUACCCUUGGAGCUAGUCUAUUUCUUCCUGCGAGCCAAGGUCUUCCCCCACCGCUGGGUAUUGCUGCAGUUUGGCCUCUUCAUCGUGCUCUGCGGUCUGACCCAUCUGGUCAACAUGUGGACGUACGGCCCUCACCCCAGCGCAGUGGCACUGCUGCAAACAGUGCUCAAAGUGCUCUGUGCGGCUGUCUCCUGUGCCACGGCCUUCCUGCUCAUCACCAUCAUCCCUGCUCUGCUCAACGUCAAGGUCCGAGAGUUGUUCCUGCAGCAUAAAGCAGCCCAGCUUGACAGAGAGAUGGACGUGAUGAGGCGCAAGGAGGAGGUGGGGCGGCACGUGCGCAUGCUGACAUACGAGAUCAGGCAGUCACUGGACCGCCACACCCUCCUCAACACCAUUCUCGUGUGGCCCAUGUGGAGUAGAGAUGGACGUGAUGAGGCGCAAGGAGGAGGUGGGGCGGCACGUGCGCAUGCUGACAUACGAGAUCAGGCAGUCACUGGACCGCCACACCCUCCUCAACACCAUUCUCGUGUGGCCCAUGUGGAGUGUAUGCCUCGGAUUUCUCACAUUCAUUCCCCCACGCAUUCCCCCACGCGCUCCCCCACUCCCUGCCAGGUCCGAGAGUUGUUCCUGCAGCAUAAAGCAGCCCAGCUUGACAGAGAGAUGGACGUGAUGAGGCGCAAGGAGGAGGUGGGGCGGCACGUGCGCAUGCUGACAUACGAGAUCAGGCAGUCACUGGACCGCCACACCCUCCUCAACACCAUUCUCGUGUGGCCCAUGUGGAGUAGAGAUGGACGUGAUGAGGCGCAAGGAGGAGGUGGGGCGGCACGUGCGCAUGCUGACAUACGAGAUCAGGCAGUCACUGGACCGCCACACCCUCCUCAACACCAUUCUCGUGUGGCCCAUGUGGAGUGUAUGCCUCGGAUUUCUCACAUUCAUUCCCCCACGCAUUCCCCCACGCGCUCCCCCACUCCCUGCCAGGUCCGAGAGUUGUUCCUGCAGCAUAAAGCAGCCCAGCUUGACAGAGAGAUGGACGUGAUGAGGCGCAAGGAGGAGGUGGGGCGGCACGUGCGCAUGCUGACAUACGAGAUCAGGCAGUCACUGGACCGCCACACCCUCCUCAACACCACCCUGGUGGAGCUCGCCCAGGCGCUCAUGCUGGAGAACUGCACCAUCUGGAUGCCGCACCCUUCCGGCUCCUAUUUGGAACCAAGUGGCGUGGCAGUGGCUCUCUCACAUGCAGCAGUGCUGGAGGAGACGCAGCGGCGAAGGGACGAGUUGGAGGAGAAGAACCGAACGCUGCAGGCAGCGCGGCAGAGAGCAGAGGUGGCAGUGAUGGCAAGAAACGACUUCCUGGCCGUGAUGAAUCACGAGAUGCGCACUCCGCUGCACUCCAUCACCGCUCUCGCCUCCAUUCUCAAUGAGGAGGACCUCACACCAGAGCAAGCACCCAUGGUGGCGACUGUGCUGCGCAGUGCGUCCCUGCUCACUUCCCUCAUCACUGACGUGCUCGACUUCAGCCGACAGGAGGAGAGUCUGCAUCUGGAGAAGCGACCCUUUGACCUGCAUAAGCUGUGCCGAGAAGCCGGCAAGCUGGCGUGGCCGCUGGUGCGGUCCAAGGGGCUGCGGUUCUCACUGGAGGUGGCGGGUGUGGUGCCGCGAUACGUGGUGGGCGAUGAGAAGAGGCUGCUGCGGCUCAUGCUGCACCUCAUUGGGCGAGCUGUGAAGAAGACUGACGAGGGCUUUGUGUCCGUGCGGGUAUCAGUGGACGAUGGGAGGACCCCCCGCCCCCACUCCUCCCAGUCCUCCUCCACUGCCGGUGAUGGCCCUGCCAGUUCUUCCCUCCCUGCUGCUGCUGCUGCAGCUGCCGCGGCAGGCGAGAAUUCGCUUGGCCUCCAGCCACACACUCCAUGGGAGUUGCUGCUGGGCCAAGACCUGGUGAACAUCCGUGUAGAUAUCAAGGACUCUGGCACGGUUUCGUCGAUGGAUUCUUAUGUACAGGAGCUUGAAGGAGUGCAUGUGCUGCUAGUGGAGGACAACGUGGCGAAUCGCAUCGCGACACAUCAGAUGCUGCUGACGCUGCGGUGCCACGUCAGCAGUGUGGGCAGUGCGCAGGAGUGCCAGAUGGAGCUGACCACGCGCAAGAGCCCCGCAAUCCCGCCGGUGGAUGUCGUGCUGCUGGAUGUCUGCAUGCCCGAUGUCGACGGCUUUGAGGUCGCCCGCCGCAUCCACUCCCUCUUCCGGUAG